AUGAGUGACGAGCAAUCAGAUUCCGCAAUGAUGAAUCCGUGGGAUAUCAAAGACCCGUGGGAUAUGAUAGACUUUUAUAUCGAUGAACCACCGCAGUUUCAGUUUGAGUCUCCGCCUCUGCCUGAGCCCGUCUGGAAUGGGGACCAAAACAAUGUAGGUGAUCCCCAGCCCCAGCCGUGUGCUAUGGACGUCAGUGGUAAUCAACCACCUCAGCCGGUUAUUGAUGAGUGUUUCCCGGAAGCUAUGAAGAUGAUAGAGCACUAUUGUGAAAGCCCAUUAUCUGGUUAUCAACCAUUUCAGUCUCAGCUUCAGCCAUGUGCCAUUGACGUGUGUGGUAAUCAACAACCUCAGUUACCGUCUCAGCCGAUUAUUGAUGAGUAUUUCCCAGAAGUUAUGAAGAGGACAGAGCACUAUUGUGGAAGCCCAUUAUCUGGUUAUCAACCACAUCAGUCUCAGCCUCAGUCAUGUCCCAUUGACGUGUGUGGUAAUCAACCAGCUCAACUACCGUCUCAGUCUCAGCCUUGGUCUCGGCCACUUCAGUCUCAGCCUCAACCGUGUGCCAUUGGCAUGUAUGGUAAUCUACCACCUCAGCUACCGUCUCAACCACCUCAGCUACCGCCUCAGCCUCAGCCUUGGUCUUGGCCUCGGCCUCAGCCUCAGUCUGGGCCUCGUUCUCAGCCUUGGUCUCGGUCUCGGUCUCGGCCUCGGCUUCUUUUUGAGCCUCGGCCUCAGUCUCAGACGGAUAUAGUAAGGAUGGCGACGAAUAAGUUUUUCACUGACACAUGUGGUUAUCCCCCACCUCAGCCUCAGCUUCAGCCUCAGCCUCAGCCUCAGACUGAGUGGGAUACGAGGAACAUGUUAGAGCUGAUUCCCAAUGUCGAUGGUCAUCAACCACUUCAACCUCAACCUCUGGUCUGGACUUUGGAGGAGAACAAGGCUUUUGAGUCUGUUAUUACCAGUUGUUUUCAGGAUGCUCUACACAACCACCGGGAGGCAGUGGCUGCUCGUCUCCCCGGCAGGACCCCGCACAGCUGCAAGAACGCUUUCAGAAGCUGA
This is a messenger RNA of Arachis ipaensis, 1056 nucleotides long. NCBI's taxonomy places the organism in Eukaryota, Viridiplantae, Streptophyta, Magnoliopsida, Fabales, Fabaceae. The record is from RefSeq and is a predicted model, not a curated record.